Molecule: messenger RNA, 3187 nt
Organism: Penicilliopsis zonata CBS 506.65
Lineage: Eukaryota; Fungi; Ascomycota; Eurotiomycetes; Eurotiales; Aspergillaceae
Exons: 3
Coding region: 158-3187 (1009 amino acids)
Source: RefSeq, a predicted model, not a curated record
ACCCGCAUUGCGACAGCUAUUGAGCCCUGUCGGCUCUCGCAGAUCAUCGAUAUCGAGGCGCGCAAAGUACAGUCGUUUGCCAUCGAUCUCGCGGUGAAGCUACACCUGGGCCAGGCGUCAGCAGAGGUUCCCUUCCACAUCGGCGUCAAGUGGUCGUAUGCUUCUCCCGGCCGACGGCUCAGACCAUGCGUUGAUCAAGUUCAUGUCCACGAUUUCCAUCCCGUCCAUCUCCAUCAGCUACGGCUAUCAGGGAAAGAAACCCAGCCAUCUGGAGAUGAAGGGGACCAUCUGUCUCGGCCCUCUGGAGCUGUCCCUGGACUACUCUCACAACGGCCAGGGCUGGAACCUCUCGGGGCAGCUGCACGCCGGCGCAGCCCUAGCAGCGAAGCAGGUCAAGCUGGGCGACCUGCUCAAGGAUCUGGUGGGCGAGCAUCUUGACAGCUUCCCGGAGUUCCUGCUCAACGCGACUCUCUCGCCGGCUGACAUCCAGGUCUCGUGGAAGGCGGUGCGGAAAACCAUGAAGUCGUCCGCCGUUCGUGAACCGGCGGAGGACUACAUGGUGUUCUGCCUGGUCGUCACAGUCAAGGCCUUUAGCUUCUGUUUUCUGCAGCUCCAGGACGAGAAGGGCGUCUAUCCGACGCCCACAACGGGGGGGACGAAGCCCCGGACCCAGACCCCCGUGCGCCGGCUGUUCCGCUUCUCGUGGAACGAGCUGCCCGAGAUGCCCCAGGGCAGCAUUCCGAUCGUCAAAGAGCUGCCGCGGCCGUUUGAUAAGCUCUCCUUUCUAUGGGUGAGCGCUGAUCUCACCUGUGCUCAAGUGCAGUUCCUCAACAGCGUGGCGUUUACCGAGUCGCCCGGGGAUACAAGCCCGUUGGUGUGGAAGGCAUCUAAAAAGAAGAGCCAAACCCCCGUCGAGCAGGAGAAAGAGAUUGCCCUGGUGGCAGGCUGCCAUUUCCAGGCCAUUCUGGCCGAACAGGGCAGGCCGAACUGCCUCCUGGACUAUGUGUUCUAUGGAGGCAAAAAGACCGCCGAAUCCACCGCAAAUACCGCCGGCGACGACCAGGAACAGCCCGGGCAGGACCAGCCUGGAGCCACAGCCAGCGCCCCCCUGGCCCGGGCCUCGCGGGGGCUCACCCUGCGCAACAUUGGGCUGCGCAUGGAGCACGGCAAGGUGCUGACCAUCUCGCUGGAUGCGACCGCCUCGCUAGGUCCGGUCGCAUGCGAUCUCGUAGGCUUUGCCGUGAAGCUGGACUUUUCGCAAUUCAGCUUCGACAAGGCCGGGACCGGCGGGGGGUUGGGCGUGGACUUCGCCCUCAACGGCCUGUCCCUGGCGGGCAUGGUGGUGCGCGAGACGCUCAAGGGCCAGGCGGGCGGGCGGUACCUGGGGGGGCUGGCUCUAGGGGCCGGCGCCUGGACGUUCCUGGCCGCGGGCAUGCUGGAGCAGGGGCCCGAGUACAACUCUGUGUUCGCCUUUGCCCGGCUCCAGGGCCCGCUCAUCACCUUCAGCUUCAUCGAGGUCAACGGGCUCGUCGGCGGGUUCGGGUACAACUCGCGGCUGCGACUGCCACAGCCCGAGCAGGUCGCCCAGUUCCCCUUUGUGAGCAUCAACACCGGCGGGGGGAGCGCCGAGGGGAUCGUCAACCAGUUCCACCAGCUCGUCGGCGGCCCCGACGCAAACGACGGCGCCUGGAUCAAGUCGCAGCGGGACUCGCUCUGGCUGGCGGCCGGCCUGGGGGUCAAGGCCUUCCAGGCCCUGAACGUCCAGGCAGUGCUCGCCGUCGACCUCCCCGAGCACCCGCGGUUCGGGGUCUUUGCACAGGCGGUCGCGGCCCUGCCCAAGGGCUCUUUCGAGGAGAAGUCCUUCCUGUUCUUUGACUUUGUCCUCGGCGGCACGCUGGACCCGGAACAGGGCCUGCUGGCCGUUACCGGCUUUCUGACCCCGCGCUCCUUCCUCCUGGACCGCUCCUGCCGGGUGACGGGGGGCUUUGCCCUGGCCGUCUUCACGGCGCCCUCCCCCCAUGCCGGCGACUGGGUGUUCUCUGUUGGGGGCUUCCACCCGCGCUUCCAGCGGCCAGGCCACUAUCCCCCGCCGCCGCCGCGCGUGGGCAUCUCCUGGGCGUACGACAGCCACCUCCGCAUCAGCGGCGAGGCCUAUUUUGCCAUCACCCCGCGGGCGUGCAUGGCGGGCGCCCGCCUGGACGCUGUGUUCGAGACGGACGUGCCCUUCCAUUUUGAAGCCGAGGUCGGCAUCUCGAUCUCCUUUGCCGCCAGGCUCGACUGCUUCUUCUUCACCAUCAACGUGAGCGGUAGCGUGAGCGCCGUCGUCGAGCUGUACGGUCCCCCCGUCGCGGGAGUCGCCCAUGUUCAUCUUCUCGUCCUGGACAUCUCGGUGCGCUUCGGGCAGCGGCAGUACUCCAGGCCACCGCUGGCCUGGGCCGAGUUCGCCGCGCUGGUGAAACAGGCGCCCUCGCCGGCUGAGGCCCGCCACAUACCCGACCAUCUUCUUGUUGUCACCAGGGGACUCCUGGCAGACAGUGAGGACAAGUCUACGGCCAACCCGGAUCUCUGGCGCGUCCGGGGCCCCCAGUUCGAAUUUCAGGUCCAGUCUCGCUUCCCUCUGCGGGAGGUCGUAUGCAACGGCACGUCUAGCCCGAGUGUGAACCAGCAGGGACGGCAGUUCUUCGCGGCGCCCAUGCAGCUGCAAAGCCACGAGCCGUUUGAAGUGUCUCGCCUGGAGGUGACCAUCACCACCCACAGCUCCAACCUCGGCUCAGACGCCGGUUUGAGCUUUCUAAUGACCCCGAUCGUGAACGCGGUACCCAAGGCGCUAUGGGGCGAAUAUAACCCUAAUUCGGAGCAAGAUCCAUAUGCCGUGCUGAAUGACCAGGCCACCACGAACCAUCCGAUGGGUGUUUCUCUCUGUCCCGGCAAACCCGCCGAUUCAGAAGAAAACCUGCCUCCCAUUUUCAUGAAUAAAUUCAGAACAAUCAACGUGUCCGGAUCCCACAGCUCGACGGUCAAGACCGGAGAGUUUUCCGUGCCCCUGCGAUCCCUUGCCGCAACAGAGUCCCAUUCAGCAUUUUCAUCCACUGCAACAUCUCCUGGCAAAGACGAAACACAGGCCGCGAUUUUCAGAACAUGGGAAAUAUUCAUGAAGACACAUACUGGGGGUGGCGUUGGAUUCUAA